Messenger RNA from Punica granatum (pomegranate), 2579 nucleotides. Lineage: Eukaryota; Viridiplantae; Streptophyta; Magnoliopsida; Myrtales; Lythraceae. The record is from RefSeq and is a predicted model, not a curated record.
GUGUCAGUAAGCGAGAGGCAGAGAGAGAGAGAGAGAGAGAGAGAGAGAGAGAGAGAGCAAGCUCUCCUCUCACAACACUCCGUCGCCCACACUCUCCACACGCAGAGGGACAGAGGGAGAGAGAGCGCUGAUCCAAGAAAUUGCUCGCUAAAUUCUCACUUAUCAUCCAUCCCUCUCUCUCUUCCACUGUCCUUCCUCCGUCUCUCUCUCUCUCUCUCUCUUCUACUCGCGUUGAAUCGCUCGCACACAGUACCGGACACCCCCUGUUUCUGCAGAAACGGAGCAGAGCACGGCUCAGCAUAGCAAGACCGAUUCACAUCAACCCAGUUCUCCAAUUCCUACUACACUCCGCUCCGAAACGCUUUCUCGGUCUGCUCCACUUGGUCUGUGGGAGCUCCGGGAUUGAUCCGCUGUGGGGUGGCACAGGCACAGAGUGCGGGAGAGGGGGAGAGAGUUGAUUGGUUGGAGGACCUACUGCCUAAUCUUUGGGAAGCAAAGGACCUGUCGCUCCCAAUGAUUCUUACGUGCUGGUGCUGAUGGUGGUCGUAGUGCUGCUGCUGCCUAUCCUCAAUUGAUCAGUCUAAUCGCACUUUGAUUGUCUCCAGCUUACUCGGGAUCUUGGCUUUGUACCGACCCGACGAAUCAUUCAUUCUCCCUUUGCUUCAGUUCGAGAUUGGAGGAAGUGAAGCUUCUGGGGCUGUUAGUGGCGUUGCGGCUGCGAGUGAUACAGUACAUACAAACUCAAGGGGCAUACCACACCACAGGAGCAGAUCUCAGUCAUAUGAGGAGUCAUUUUGGUCUACUGGAGGUCGUUUUGGUGCUCGUAUUCAUUAGUAAUGCUCAAUGGGUCGCAAAGGGAAACAUGUCCUGCAAGUGCGAUAGCUAUGGAGUACUCCGCCCUCACAGCGUUACAAUCACCGAGUUUGGAGCGGUUGGAGAUGGAGUCACCCUCAACACGAAGGCCUUCCAGAACGCGAUGUUUUAUCUUAAUUCUUUUGCGGACAAAGGUGGCGCCAAGCUCUUUGUACCUGCUGGCCGUUGGUUGACAGGAAGCUUUGACCUUAUCAGCCAUCUGACCCUUUGGCUUGACAAGGAUGCCGUUAUUCUCGGUUCCACGUAUUCUGAAGAUUGGCCUGUUGUUGAUCCUUUACCAUCGUAUGGCCGGGGAAGGGAGUUGCCCGGCGGAAGGCAUCGGAGCCUAAUUUUUGGACGGAAUUUGACAGAUGUUGUCAUCACAGGGGAAAAUGGAACAAUUGAUGGUCAAGGCUUUGAAUGGUGGGAGAGGUUCAGGAACAAGACUCUGGAUUAUACGCGGCCCCACCUUGUCGAGCUGAUGAACUCAACUGGAGUCGUGAUCUCAAACUUGACUUUCUUGAACUCUCCCUUCUGGACCAUCCAUCCUGUGUAUUGCAGCCAAGUCACUGUUCGGAACGUCACCAUUCGUGCCCCUCUCAAUUCCCCUAAUACUGAUGGAAUUGACCCAGAUUCAUGCGAUGAUGUAUGCAUAGAAGACUGCUUCAUAACCACAGGGGACGAUGUGAUCGCCAUAAAAAGUGGCUGGGAUGAGUACGGGAUAUCAUAUGGACGUCCCAGCACAAAUAUAAUCAUUCGCCGGCUUAUUGGGGAGACUCGCAGCUCGGGGAUCGCGAUUGGGAGUGAAAUGUCCGGUGGGGUAUCUGAAGUCCAUGCUGAGGACCUCCUGUUCUUUAAUUCCGCUGCUGGGAUCAGAAUCAAGACAUCUCCAGGUCGGGGUGGUUAUGUGAAGAACAUCUACAUGGCGAAUGUUACCUUAGUCAAUGUGGGGACAGCUAUAAGGUUCACGGGUAAUUAUGGGGAACACCCUGACGAACAUUAUGAUCCGAACGCGACCCCGCUGAUUGAGAAGAUCACUUUUAAGGACAUAAAGGGAGAGAAUAUUACGACUGCAGGGCUCAUGCAGGGCAUCGAAGGCGAUAGUUUCCGGGAUAUCUGCCUAUACAACAUUACCCUACAAGUAACAACAAACUCUCCAUGGAACUGUUCUUACAUUGAAGGUUAUUCAGAGAUGGUCACUCCUGAGACAUGCGAAUCUCUCCGUGGAGAGAUCUUCCCGGACCACUGCUCGGACUGUUAUGGUCUGCCAAGCGAUUUGCGGAUAUCUAGGAAGCGGAACAAAGGGGCUUGGUUGCUUUCUUGGUAAAAAGAUAAUUUGAUUUCGUAUAGUCGGGUUUUUGAGUAUAUUUGUUGAGAAGAUUUGAUUUUUAGCCAGCUUGCAGCACGACUUCUGGCCAUCAUACUGCCCUUCCGGUGAAAAAAAAAAGAAUUAACAAUAAAGAAAAACAAGGAUCGGCGUUUGUGGCUGGUGGAAUGCGAGUGAGAUUGGUGUUUGAGAGAUGAAUUAUUUGUUUCUUCUUGUAGCCUUUUGAGUGUGCAGUUACAGAAUAAUCUUGAGUGUAUGAUAGCGAAAUUGAAUAUAUAGGUCGAGUGAGUUUGUUCAAAAAUUCGUCUCAUUUGUUGUAAACGGUGUCUGUGUAUUGCUUUCCAGAAUAUGGAGUCGAAGAAGAGCGGAAUGAAAUGGAAUCACUAGACAUUGUCUUCUA